AUGAAACAAAAGAAUGUAAAUAUACUUACGAAAAAAACAUCAGGGUCAUCAACAAAAUACGUUUUAGAAUAUAAAAAAUUUUUAACCCAAGAGAUUCUCGCCAAACACAUUUCACACAGCCAUGAGACGCAAAAUAACUCAUACACCACUGCAGUUCAAAUACAAGUUGAGCAAACUCCAGUACCACAACUAACAGAUAUAUUUAACUGUGAUAUCUGCGAAUUUAAAUCAUCUCAAAAACGUUGCAUUUUGGCACAUCUUAAAACGCACGACGCUAAACAAGUGUACUGUUCUAACAAUUCGGAUUAUAAAUUUACAGAUAAAAGAAAUUUCCAAAGGCACAUGAAAAUACAUACCGGAGAAAAACCUUUUUCAUGUAACAUCUGUGAAUAUAAAUGUAUUACAAAAGAUAAGUUGCAAACACAUAUGAAAAUACAUACCGGAGAAAAACCUUUUUUGUGUAAUAUCUGUGAAUAUAAAUGUAUUACAAAAGAUAAGUUGCAAACACAUAUGAAAAUACAUACCGGAGAAAAACCUUUUUUGUGUAAUAUCUGUGAAUAUAGAUUUAUUAAAAAAAGUCAUUUGCAAGCACAUAUGAAAAUACAUACCGGAGAAAAACCUUUUUCGUGUAAUAUCUGUGAAUAUAAAUGUAUUCAAAAAGGUAAUUUGAGAACACACAUAAGAAGACACACCGGAGAAAAACCUUUUUCGUGUAAUAUCUGUGAAUUUAAAUGUAUUACAAAAAGUCAUUUGAAAACUCAUAUGAAAUUACAUACCGGAGAAAAACUUUUUUCGUGCAAUAUCUGUGAAUAUAAAUGUAUUACAAAAGAUGAGUUGCAAACACAUAUGAAAAUACAUACUGGAGAAAAACCUUUUUUGUGUAAUAUCUGUGAAUAUAGAUGUAUUACAAAAGAUAAGUUGCAAACACAUAUGAAAAUACAUACCGGAGAAAAACCUUUUUUGUGUAAUAUCUGUGAAUAUAGAUGUAUUAAAAAAAGUCAUUUGCAAGCACAUAUGAAAAUACAUACCGGAGAAAAACCUUUUUCGUGUAAUAUCUGUGAAUAUAAAUGUAUUCAAAAAGGUAAUUUAAGAACACACAUAAGAAGACACACCGGAGAAAAACCUUUUUCGUGUAAUAUCUGUGAAUUUAAAUGUAUUACAAAAACUCAUUUGAAAACUCAUAUGAAAUUACAUACCGGAGAAAAACCUUUUUCGUGCAAUAUCUGUGAAUAUAAAUGUAUUACAAAAGAUAAGUUGCAAACACAUAUGAAAAUACAUACUGGAGAAAAACGUUUUUCGUGUAAUAUCUGUAAAUAUAAAUGUAUUAAAAAAAAUCAUUUGCAAACACAUAUGAAAUUACAUACCGGAGAAAAACCUUUCUCUUGUGAUAUCUGUGGAUAUAAAUGUAUUCAAAAAAGUAAUUUGAGAACACACAUGAGAAGACACACCGGAGAAAAACCUUUUUCGUGUAAUAUCUGUGAAUAUAAAUGUAUUAGAAAAGAUAAAUUGCAAACACAUAUGAUAAUACAUACCGGAGAAAAACCUUUUUCGUGUAAUAUCUGUGAAUACAAAUGUAUGAAAAAAAGUCAUUUGCAAACACAUAUGAAAUUACAUACCGGAGAAAAACCUUUCUCUUGUGAUGUCUGUGAAUAUAAAUGUAUUCAAAAAAGUAAUUUGAGAACACACAUGAGAAGACACACCGGAGAAAAACCUUAUUUGUGUCAUAUCUGUGAAUAUGGAUGUAUUACAAAGAGUAGUUUGCAAAGGCAUAUGAAAAUACACACUGGAACAAAACCUGUUUCAUGCAAAUUCUGCGACAAAACGUUCACCACAGAAAGGAAUUUGAAGAGGCAUCUGAAUCAAUUACACAAUCCCCAUUUAGAGUACCCCACUUGCGACGAGUGUAAUAAAGUUUUUAAGGGUAAACAUUCCUUGAUAGCCCACAUUCAAUCUACCCAUAAUGUUACUGAGAAGGGAUUAAUCAAAUGCCAUCUCUGUGAAAAAGUCUAUACAAAUAAUCGCAAUUUAAAAAGGCAUGUCGAAAUGUUUCAUGGUGAGAGAGAAGAAUUCCGCUGUGACGUUUGCCCUAAAGUCUAUACGUCUAACCAGAGCUUAAGAAGGCAUACAAAGACUAGGCAUAACCCUGAACAUUGGACUCAAUACAAAUGUGAAAUCUGCAACAAAAUCGUGAUCGGAAAAGAGAAUUUCAACAAUCAUGUCACUUUCUACCACAGGAAAAAUAUUUACAGUUCAAAUCAAUAUGACGCUUUUAAUUUACGAUCAAACUCUAGACAGUUUAUUUGUAGCAAAUGCAACAAAACAUUUAAAGAGGAACCUCUUCUGCGCCGUCAUGUGAAAAUCGAACAUUCUUUUCAAGAUUUUUAUAGAUACUGUAAAAAAUCGCUUCUAGAAUUAAUGGAAGGGACCAUGGAAACUUAUAGGAAUAAUUUUUAUAAUUGCGAAUUCUGCAGAAAUGCUUUCCCCAGCAUUUACGAAUUAAAGGAUCAUAUGAGAAUCAAUCAUGAUAAAGACUACUGCCUCUCAAACUGCAACGUUUGCUUCAGCAAGUUCUAUAGUAGAGAAAGUAUGGUAGAACAUAAGAAAAUCUGUCUGCCACCACCUAACGUAAAUACUUGCAGCCACUGCGAUAAACUUUUCACCGAUAUCUCCAGUCUUGAAUUUCACGUGAGAAUUUUUCAUCCCCAAGCUCACAUUGCUGAUUCUGUAAUUUCCUCUAGUAACAUCGACGAAACCUCAAUAGAACUCGGUUCUUACAAAUGUGCCCACUGUGAUCGUAUUUACUACAGUGAUAGGUCUUUAAAACAUCACGUCAAACUAAAGCACACUACCGACGAGGCCAAGGAGUGUGGUUUUUGCGGGAAAGUCUGCAGUAAUAAAUAUUACCUGGCAUCGCACAUCAAAAUAGUGCACAACAAUGACACUUGGUCUAAAUGCGACUAUUGUGACAAGCAGUUCAAGUCUAAAAGAAACAUCCGACGUCAUAUUGAGUAUACUCAUCUUGGAAUGCAAAGAUAUAAAUGUAUCGAAUGUGAGACCUUAUUCAAGGAGAAGAGAAGCCUCAGGAAGCACGUUAGAAUCAAACAUCCCAAUUCCACAUCUUUCCCGCAAUGUCACAUUUGUCAGAAGCGUUUUGAAUCCGCUAAAUCAUGCAAGAUACAUCUCAAAUUGCUCCAUUCGUUCAAUAUGAACACGCAUCCUUGCGAUCUGUGCUCAGUGUCGUUCAAUUCUGUCGAAGCUCUUAACAUUCAUCUACAAACUAAACAUUUAGCAGAAGAGGAAAUCUAUAAAUGCGAAGUAUGCAAUCUAGUUUUCAAUGGCCAAGAGAAAUUCGAACAACAUAAUCAAUUUUCACAUGUCAAUUUAGUACAGACGAUAAAUCGUAAAGUAUUGCCGCGUUGUGUCAUAUGCACAAAGGAUUUCAGCACUAGGAAAACAUUAAAACGGCACAUAAAGAAGUUUCACGAAGAAUUCGAUGUUGACGAAUUAGCUACCUACGGUUGGCGGUUGAGGGAGACCAACGUUGAAUGUGAAGAUUGCAUCAAAAAUUUCAACGACGAAUUUCACUUCAAUGUGUACCAAGAGCUGAAGCAUUUGAGGGAAUCUAUCAUAUUCAGAUGCGAAACAUGUUUUUCAUCUUACAAUGCAUUCGAAUACUCCAUUCAGAGGUAUAAACUCGCCAAUUUAAAUACUUGUAAGAGUAAAUUGAUUUUAAGUGAGCUUUGCACUACGGAAAUGAGUGAUAGUGAAGUAACUCACCACGCCCAAUCCACAGAGAUCAUGGAACCGGAGAGCACCACUAAUGACAUCAAAGUUGAGCCACCGGAUGUAUUAUAUGAGAUUAAGACUGAACCUAUGUCUCCGUAA
Molecule: messenger RNA, 3885 nt
Organism: Parnassius mnemosyne (clouded apollo)
Lineage: Eukaryota; Metazoa; Arthropoda; Insecta; Lepidoptera; Papilionidae
Source: the annotation of a GenBank genome assembly